Messenger RNA from Eubalaena glacialis (North Atlantic right whale), 4434 nucleotides. It is a transcript of the gene KAZN, whose product is annotated as kazrin, periplakin interacting protein. The transcript has 15 exons. The coding region runs from base 189 to 2537 and encodes 782 amino acids. Gene Ontology annotation, molecular function: protein binding. Lineage: Eukaryota; Metazoa; Chordata; Mammalia; Artiodactyla; Balaenidae. The record is from RefSeq and is a predicted model, not a curated record.
CCGGCUGGAGGCGCCGCUGUCAUUCCUGCGCCGGAGGAGCCGGCGCUGCCGGUGCCUAGGGGUCGGGGCUCGGGGGAGCCGGGCCGCGGGGGACCCAACAGGUAGAGCCGGGGGUGCCCGGCCGCGCGCCCCCGGCGCACCAUGCAGCUCUUUGUCACCUCUCUCGCCCCCAGGCCAAAAUCCUGAGCAUGAUGGAAGACAAUAAGCAGCUCGCGCUCCGCAUCGAUGGGGCGGUCCAGUCGGCCAGCCAGGAGAUGACCAACCUGCGAGCCGAACUCACGGCCACCAACCGGAGACUGGCGGAGCUGAGCGGCGGCGGCGGCGGCGGCCCCGGCCCGGGCCCGGGAGCAGCGGCCAGCGCCUCGGCGGCGGCGGCGGCGGCGGCGGCGGCGGACUCGGCGGCGGCGAACAUGGAGAACCACCAGCACAGCGCCCAAGCACUGCUGCGGGAGGAAGUGUCCCGGCUCCAGGAGGAAGUCCACCUUCUCCGGCAGAUGAAGGAGAUGCUGAUGAAGGACCUGGAGGAGUCGCAGGGCGGCAAGUCCUCCGAGGUCCUCGCGGCCACCGAGCUCAGGGUCCAGCUGGCCCAGAAGGAACAGGAGCUAGCCAGAGCCAAAGAAGCAUUACAGGCCAUGAAAGCCGACCGAAAGCGCCUAAAGGGUGAAAAGACGGACCUGGUGAGCCAGAUGCAGCAGCUGUAUGCCACGCUGGAGAGCCGCGAGGAGCAGCUGCGCGACUUCAUCCGCAACUACGAGCAGCACCGCAAGGAGAGCGAGGACGCCGUCAAAGCCCUGGCCAAGGAGAAGGACCUGCUGGAGCGCGAGAAGUGGGAGCUGCGGCGCCAAGCCAAGGAGGCCACGGACCACGCCACGGCGCUGCGCUCCCAGCUGGACCUCAAGGAUAACCGCAUGAAGGAGCUGGAGGCGGAGCUGGCCAUGGCCAAGCAGUCCUUAGCCACGCUGACCAAGGAUGUCCCCAAGCGGCAUUCACUCGCCAUGCCGGGCGAGACGGUGCUUAAUGGCAACCAGGAGUGGGUAGUGCAGGCGGACCUCCCACUGACCGCAGCCAUCCGGCAGAGCCAGCAGACUCUCUACCACUCACACCCCCCCCACCCUGGGGACCGGCAAGCGGUCAGGGUGAGCCCCUGCCACUCCCGGCAGCCCUCCGUCAUCUCUGACGCAUCUGCCGCCGAAGGCGACCGGUCGUCCACGCCAAGCGACAUCAACUCCCCUCGACACCGGACGCACUCCCUCUGCAACGGCGACAGUCCCGGCCCGGUUCAGAAGAACCUGCACAACCCCAUUGUACAGUCACUAGAGGAUCUUGAAGACCAAAAACGGAAAAAGAAAAAAGAGAAGAUGGGAUUCGGCUCCAUCUCGCGUGUCUUCGCCAGAGGGAAGCAGCGGAAGUCCCUCGACCCCGGCCUCUUUGAUGACUCGGACAGCCAGUGCAGCCCCACGCGACAGAGCCUCAGCCUGUCGGAGGGCGAGGAGCAGACAGACCGGCUACAGCAGGUAGAGUUGGUCAGGACCACGCCCAUGUCGCACUGGAAGGCCGGCACCGUCCAGGCCUGGCUAGAGGUGGUCAUGGCCAUGCCCAUGUACGUCAAGGCCUGUGCGGAGAACGUCAAGAGUGGGAAGGUGCUGCUGAGCCUGAGUGACGAGGACCUGGAGCUGGGCCUGGGCGUGUGCAGCUCCCUGCACCGGCGCAAGCUCCGGCUGGCCAUCGAGGACUACCGCGACGCCGAGGCGGGCAGGAGCCUGUCCAAAGCCGCUGACCUGGACCAUCACUGGGUGGCCAAAGCCUGGCUGAAUGACAUCGGCCUGUCCCAGUACUCCCAGGCCUUCCAAAACCACCUGGUCGAUGGGCGGAUGCUGAACUCCCUGAUGAAGCGGGACCUGGAGAAGCACCUGAAUGUGUCCAAGAAGUUCCACCAGAUCAGCAUCCUGCUGGGAAUCGAGCUGCUGUACCAAGUGAACUUCAGCAGGGAGGCCCUCCAGGAGCGCCGGGCUCGCUGCGAGACGCAGAACAUAGACCCCGUGGUCUGGACCAACCAGCGGGUGCUCAAGUGGGUGCGAGAUAUUGACCUGAAGGAGUACGCAGACAACCUGACCAACAGUGGUGUCCAUGGCGCCGUGCUGGUGCUGGAACCCACGUUCAACGCUGAGGCCAUGGCCACGGCCCUGGGCAUCCCCAGCGGGAAGCACAUUCUCCGGAGGCACCUGGCGGAGGAGAUGAGUGCCAUCUUUCACCCGGCCAACUCCACAGGCAUCCGGGAGGCUGAGCGAUUCGGAACGCCCCCGGGGAGGGCCUCCAGCAUCACCCGGGCGGGGAAGGAGGAGAACAGCGGUGGGAUCAAGUACAAGGCUGGCCGGCUGCCCCUGGGAAAGAUAGGAAGGGGCUUCAGCAAAGACCCCGAUUUCCACGAUGACUAUGGCUCUCUUCAAAACGAAGAUUGCGGAGACGACGACUCCCAGGGCAGGCCCGAGCAGUGCCGUCUGGAAGGCUACAAUGGCCUGGAGGUCACCAACGUGUAAGGAACCGAUGCUCCACCAGACCCAACACAGAGAGACCCAGGGAUGAAGGACAGCCAGGGACUGUCGCUGUUGUACAUAGUGGUCUCGGCCUGAGGAUGCUCCUCUAGUCCCGGGAAAUCCCAGCAGACUGCUGUGACUUCGGAUGGGAACCCCGAGGAACGAGGGGGCUCCAGCCUGCCUGACUUGAGCGGGCUGUGGACUUCCGUGCUCACUGGAGGGAGACUGGCCCAGAGGGCCCGUCAGGGUGCCCAGCGCCUCUGUCAUCAAGGCUCCACCUCGGAGUGACUCAGCCACUGAGCAGUUCAAGUGGUCCCGGGAGCCUUGAACUGAGCCACCAGGAUGGAAAGAGGCACAGGGUUCCCCAAAAUACCCUCCCAGGAGGAGCAGAUGGGACUUCAGCCAGACACGCAGAGCCCAGCAGUGACAGCACCAGGAGCUAGCAAAGCUGGAGGCUGAACGGUCACCACGUGGACCCUUCUGGCCAGCCUGGUGGAGGUCUCAGCUCCAACAUACAUGCCCCCAUGACCAAUAACUUGGCUUCUGACUUGUGUCACUGCAUCUCUCUUGGGAGAAAGCAAAACGGGAAGGUCAUUCACAUCCUAAAAGCCGUGUGUCACAUCCGGGUGGACAUGUUAAAGGGCUACUUGCUCCCUCCUCCCGGGAGUGGCUGUCCUGGGUGGAGCCAGGUGACAUCCCUGCGGGGGUGGGGCUGAGCAGCGACAUUGCCAGGAAAUGCAGAUAUCUGGUCAUCAGGAUGAAGGAUAUCGUGUCGAUAGGAUCGGGGUUGACUGAGUUAGGUCCGUGACAACUGUACCAAGUGUGACAGUGGGUUUGGGACUGGGAGCAGGGAAACGCUUGUCAUUAUUAACCCAGCAAACCUUCUUGUGACGUCUGUCACCUGACACACAGGUGUGCUCGCCAGUGCCCUAAUUGAGCUGAAUCUCACAGGUCGCUAAGAUGGUGGAGAGGAUCCCCAGCCCUCUUCUUGACUCUACUACUGUUUUGCUGUGUGGCUUCUUCCCAGUGGCCUCACAUCUCUGUGCCUCAAUGUCUUCAUCUACAAUACUUCUGGUUCCCUUCCAGGGAUGUUGUGAGGAUUAACACUUGCUAAUGUCUGUAACACUUUGUAACCUCUCAGGAGACAGGUGGGAAGUUAUGGGGUCCAGGGUGGGUGUCUAAUUUCCCAUUUACAACACAGAACUGAUAUUGUACUGGUUCUCUCCACCUGUUUUUUGUUGUUGUUUUUGUUUGUUUGUUUUGGGGGCCGCACCGCACGGCAUGCGGAACUUCCCCGACCAGGGAUUGAACCUGCACCCCCUACAAUGGGAGGGCAGAAUCUUAACCACUGGACCGCCAGGGAAGUCUUCUCCAACUGUUUUGAUUGGAGCAACAUGCAAAAGGAGGGCAAGAAAUGUUUAAUGUUCAGACUCUCUAGAGCCCCCAAUAGGACUUGACUUCCCCAAAAGAGGAAAAUCCCACGUACAUAACCCUUGAAAAUGAGUUUGAUCCAUGUGUUCAGGCUUGAGUUCAUUGACCUCGAUGCUGAGGAAUGAUUAGGGAAGGGCACAUGGCAUUGGAGUUCUACUUACACUUAGGUUAGCAAAGCAAAUCAUUUGUUGGAACCACGAUGCUCUACUUCCAUUGAAGCCUUUGGCACCAACAGUCUAUAAGAGGUUUGAAUGUCCAGGACUAGAAGCCGGGUCAGCCUCCAAGAACCAUCAAAGCACGUUCUUCAACCCAAUGAAUUACUUCCCCUCAAGGAAAAGCACAACCCGAGGCCUGAUGAACUUGAGAAUUCCUCCUCCCCGAGGCCGAAGACCGUGGUUUCCUAACCUUAACACGAGCACAGCUUUUGUCACCACCGGAAACCUAAUGCCUGGUUGUGGACAGGUGGAUG